Molecule: messenger RNA, 648 nt
Organism: Corylus avellana
Lineage: Eukaryota; Viridiplantae; Streptophyta; Magnoliopsida; Fagales; Betulaceae
Source: RefSeq, a predicted model, not a curated record
AUGAAGCCUGUUGGCUCAUCUGUGUUUCCAUUUGCCUUCGCUCUACUUCUCUCAUUUCCAUGGGCAACUGCAGCUCACACUCACGAAAACUUUCUUCAGUGCCUGACACUUAGUUUUGGAAACUCCAGCUCAAUUUCUGAAGUCAUUUACACUCCAUCCAACUCCUCAUAUUCAUCUGUCUUACAAUUCUCCAUACAAAACCCCAGAUUCUCGACACCCGCCACCCCAAAACCUCUUGUAAUUGUUACACCAUCGCAUGUCUCCCACAUCCAAGCCGCCGUCAAUUGUUCCCGAACACAUGGCAUGCAAGUAAGAGUUCGAAGCGGCGGCCAUGAUUAUGAGGGUCUUUCUUAUGUUUCAGAUGUGCCGUUUGUUUUAAUUGAUCUGAUUGACCUUCGAUCCAUCAGUGUUGAUGCAAAUAAUAGCAUGGCGUGGGUUCAAUCUGGUGCAACAAUCGGUGAAGUUUAUUAUAGGAUCGCUGAGAAAAGUAGAACUCUUGGCUUUCCGGGAGGAAUUGCCACGACUCUGGGCAUUGGUGGACACUUUAGCGGCGGAGGGUACGGCACGAUGUUGCGCAAAUAUGGUCGUGCUUCUGACAAUAUUAUUGAUGCGCAAUUGGUUGAUGUUGCGCAAUUGACUCUCACUUAA